CUCCUCGCAGGUAUAGGACCAGAUCAACUGCCAAGAAAGAUAAAGAUAAAAAAGAAAGAGUUACUAAAAACCGUGACUCUGAGAAAAAAGAAAAGUUAAAGGAUUCUGACAUGAUAAAACCUAUUCUUAACAAAGAUGGAAGUGUCACGCUAUACCAGUGUGAAGAAUGUAACAAAGUGUUUAAUAAAAAGCAGACUUUACGUCAACAUUUCAUCACACACACCAAUAGAUUUGCGUGCCCUUAUUGUGAGGCGCGCUGUAAAAGUAAAGGUGACCUUCGCACUCAUAUUCAGACCCACACAAAGGAAAAGCCAUUCCAUUGCGAUGUCUGUAAUACAGACUACACCAGAGAGAGUAUACUAAGGAAGCACAUGAAGACCCAGACUCACAUGAGAGCAUGUUAUGAGCGUGACAGUUUGGUGAGACUGCAGAAACAGUCUGGCAAGCCUGCUGGGGAAAAAGAUUUAGACCAGUUUGUCCCUGCUCAGACCAAAGUGAGGCUAGAGGGCUUCUCCUGCAGUCACUGUCCGAAAAUUCUGUUUUCUAAGGCAGAAUACAGAAAACAUGUCAAGUCACAUGAUUUCAAGUGGGUGUGCAAUGUUUGCCAGAAAGGCUGUAAAACUGCUUUGCUUUUGAAACUACAUAAAAAAUCGCAUACCAAAAGCAAUCACUUGACUUGCAGAGUUUGCUCAAGAACCUUUGCCAACCUGUAUAGUUUAAAAGAACAUUUAAAGUCACAUAAAUCUUCACAGCAGAAUAAGCCAUCCGAGGAAAUGUUAAUCAAAGCUGCUAUACACAAACACAAUAAAGAUAUUGUUAAGCUGAAGAUGCACAGCACAGUUAGUAGUGCUCCAGUUGUGCAACAAAAGGUGACCGUGUUUGAAUGUGAAGUCUGCAAGAAAACAUUUUCAAGUGAGAAGCGCUUAGACAACCACAGUCGUUUGCAUGAUGGCACAUACAUUUGUGGGAUUUGUAAGAAAGCAUUUGGAACAGUAACAAAGCUGAAAAUACAUUUGCGAUUUCAUGGGCGAAUGUUUCAAUGUGAUACUUGUGAUAAAAGUUAUUUUGAUGAAAAGGAGUUGCAUGAGCAUAUUCAAAACCAACAUGUGAUGGAAAAAAAUUACCCGUGUAAGAUCUGCAAUGAUAGAUUUUUAACUGCAUCUGAUUUAAAACAACAUGUAAAUCACCAUGCACCAACCAUGCUCUUCAGUGGGGCCUCCCUUGAAGAGAGCACCAUACCAGUUGUGAAUCGAGCUUUUAAAAAAUCUGCAGGUUUCAAUGCCUCAAAAUUUUCUGAUACAGAAGAAUCAAGUGAAGAUGACGAUCCAAGCACUAAGACCCAACAAGAUUGUCAGAAGCUGUGUGAAUCAGAUGAUGACAGCAUUUUAAGUAGCAGUGAAUUCUUUGAAAUUAUCAACAGUGCACUUGAUGGCAGUGAUGACAAUCUAAAUGAAACCGAACUGUCUGACUCUGAUGAUGAGCUGUUUAGUGGUAUCAAAUCUGUUCUAGAAUCUGAAGUGCUCAGUUCUGCAGAAUCAGAAAACGGAGAUGUCAAAGAUUCUUAUUCACUUCAAAAGCCCAUUUUGUUCAGCCACAAUGAUAUUAUGAAAAAACACCAUUUGGAAUUUGAACGGAAUUCCGAGGUAGAUUCUGAAAGAAAUCAGUUUAAAUGCAAACUAUGUGACUUGCGUUUUGAGGAGCAUAAAUUUCUAAAAAACCACUUGAAGUGCCACGUUUGUGAAUAUUGUAAUAAAUUUUUUUCCGACAAAGAAAAACUAGCGGCUCAUAAAGCCCGUCACGUCAAGCAGCUCUUAAAAGAAAUUAAAUGUGAAGCAUUCCGCUUGCAAAUACCGAGGUACAAAUGGAAAGGUUACCUUAUGGCAUCUUCUGAGUCUGAAGAUGACUUGGAGGAUCAAUUUCUAAAUGAAUUAGAAGACAUUUUGGAAGGUGAGCCUCCUAAAGUACCACGUGCUGUUAAUUUUCUCCAUACAUUGUCUCAUGAUGAAAUAGUCAGAGCAAAUAAACAAAUUUUUGAUCACUAUUCCUGUUUAGAUGUAACUAAUAAUAUAUUUGCAUGUACAAUCUGCAAGCGCAAGUAUGCUAGGCCAACUACCCUGACUAGGCAUUUCAAAACGCAUGUUUGUCAAUUUUGUAAUAAGUUCUUUGAGGACAAAUCUGAUUUACUUGAACAUAAAUACAGACAUCGAAAGAAGGCUGCAUUGAUGAAGGCUGAAAUCACAGGAGAGGGCAGCAAGAUGCCACCCUCCCCUAUUGUUUCUAAACAAAAUCGUGAUAUGUUCAAGAGAUACUCAUAUGUGGAUACUGAGAGAAAUAUCAACAGAUGCACCCUCUGCUGCAAAGACUUUGUUCGCAGAACAGUCCUAACACGUCACAUGAAAACACAUAUUUGUAGUCACUGUGACAAAUUUUUUGAAGACAAAUAUGAUCUUGCCAAACACGCUACUUUUCACAAAGUUGAAAAGCAGUACAUGGAGGAUGAUGGUGCUGAGAAUGAGGAAUAUACGGAGUUUGAUGAAGAUGAAAAGCAGUAUUCCACCAAUUCAUCCAUUGCAGGAAAUUUGGACAAUGAUGAUAAAAGCAUAACCCUUCCUCCCUCAUUCUCAUCUUCAAUGGGUCACUUUAAUGCUUCAUUUCAUUCUCAGCCCUCAUGUAGUGGCAGGAAUGAUACAAUUACAUUUAUUCAAAUUCCAAGCUCAGAGAGUAGUGAAGCAACUGGAGGCCAAGUAUUUUCAGCUACAGGAAAUGGGACAUCAUCAUACCAAUUGAUCUCUCAGCCAGUUGAAGUGUACAAAGACAGUACACAAGAAUCUUUUCUAGUGGCAUCCACAAGUUGUCAGGGGCAAGAAGCUGAUAAAAUAAUCACAAUAUCUCAACCUCAAAUUGUCCCAUCCAGCUCAGAGAACAGAGAAAGGCUGUUUGAAUGUGGAGAGUGUGGAAAAAGGUUUUUCAAGAAUGGUCACUUGAAGUCCCAUAUGACUAUCCAUACAGGUGACAGGCCCUAUGUGUGCCGCCUGUGUGGGAAGGCAUUUGGAAGAGGAACCACAUUACGAAAACAUGAGAAAACUCACAUGAAGAGGUGUAAGAUCUGUGAUACCACCUUUACGCACAAGUAUGAGCUUGAUUUGCACAUGGAAAUUCACAGGACAUACGCAUUUUACAAGUGAUUAUAAUUAUAAUGAAAAAGUUGUUUAAGAGAUAUUAAAUUAUCUGGGUUUGUAAAUUUAAAAUACUUUAUUCAUAUAUAUGUAUAUAUAUAUAAAAUUUGUUAAAAGGAAUGAAUGUCUGUGAUAAGUUUUAUACAUUUCCUGAAGUUUGUUUGUGCAAGCCACACAUUAAAUUUUGGAAGGGAGAAAAAAAAACCCGAAGAAAUAGCAAGAUUGACAUACAGGUAUUACAUUUAAAUUUAAUUUCAACUGUG
Molecule: messenger RNA, 3439 nt
Organism: Lymnaea stagnalis (great pond snail)
Lineage: Eukaryota; Metazoa; Mollusca; Gastropoda; Lymnaeidae
Source: the annotation of a GenBank genome assembly